Molecule: messenger RNA, 2397 nt
Organism: Spea bombifrons (plains spadefoot toad)
Lineage: Eukaryota; Metazoa; Chordata; Amphibia; Anura; Pelobatidae
Gene: INPP5E
Product: inositol polyphosphate-5-phosphatase E
Exons: 11
Coding region: 305-2266 (653 amino acids)
Biological process (GO): phosphatidylinositol dephosphorylation
Molecular function (GO): inositol-polyphosphate 5-phosphatase activity
Source: RefSeq, a predicted model, not a curated record
GUUGACUUGUUGCUUCUGGUUACCAGGAGCCGGGAUGUGGAGCGGAGGCUGCUGGAGGGGACCUUCCAGGCCGAGCCGGCGGACAGCGGCACACAGGCCCGAACUGGCGAGCCAAGACCACGAUACGUUUGUUUCGAGAGCCGUUCCGGCAAUGAAGCUUGAAGUCUCCUGAACGUCCUUCCUGCUGUCAACAGAGGGGGCUUCGUUUCAACGGAUCUACCGGCUAUAUAAACAAGGCGUAUUGUUUUAAGAGCCGCGUCGAUGGUUCGCCCGCAGACGUCUGACCCUCGUAGGAUUUGUUACGAUGCCUAUAACGAUGGAUCAGCCGAAGCGCGUUACUCCGAUUCCUGGCGAUGGAGAGUCGCUCCUGGGGGUUCGUGAACAGAAUGAGAUUUGUGACCUGGAGGGGGAGAAGUUCGGCGACAUCAGGGACUGGAUCGACACGCAGGGCAAGCAAGGAACGGCCUUUUUGGAGCAAGAGGAACCCAGACAUCCUCUCCACGCCGAGCUCAGCACCCGUUUCCCUGAUCAUAUUGUCCCCAAGCCCCCGAACAAACCAAAGUCCCGGCUGCACAAGCUAGAACGGGCAGCGUCCCUCGAUGAAAAGCACUGGCGGAGGAGGUUUAAAGCUAGUCAGGAAAGCUUAACCGACCCAAACGAGACUGGAUCGUCCAAUGGAUCCCUUCCUGAUGCCUCCAUGAUCGUGAAUCCUGCAGGACAUGGUUCGGUUGACCUCAGUCGCGAGUCGUUGCAGAGUAACUCCUUGUUGGCGCCGUCUUACCCUUUCGCCGUAGAACGCGACUCCAGCAGCCCCUUUCCUAAUCCCCCCGAUCCGGAUACGACGUCCAGUCGCAGCAGCGUCACCUCGGCCGGUAAACCUCGACUGCGCGAGAUAACAUCGUCGAAACCUCUGCCCCAGAUGGAACUCAACGUAGCGUCCAGGGCGCUCAGGACGGCUAAUAGGAUAGAUCCGGAUUACGUGGAUUACAAGCGUUCCUCUCAGCACAGACUUCUCAGACAGAGCAGCAGCCUGAGCGACACUCGGCUUCACAGGAACAUGGUCUGCAACCACUGCUCCAACGAGUCCAUGAAGUCCACGUACAGCCUGCUGACUCCUAUCCGUUCCAAGGACGUCCGAGACAGGAGUUACUUGGAAGGGAGCCUUUUGGCCAGCGGUGCCUUGUUGGGAGCUGAGGAAUUAGACCGUUAUUUCCCAGAAAGGAGACUGGGGAUUUUCAUCGCUACCUGGAACAUGCAGGGGAGGAAGGAGCUGCCGGAAAGCCUCGAUGACCUCUUGUUGCCUUCCGAAGAUGACUUUGCCCAAGACAUGUAUGUGAUCGGCGUGCAGGAGGGCAGCCCCGACAGACGAGAGUGGGAGAUUCGACUCCAAGAGACGCUGGGACCCCACUACGUCUUACUCCACUCGUCCGGCCACGGGGUUCUCUACCUCUCGAUCUUUAUCAGACGAGACCUCAUCUGGUUCUGCUCGGAGGUUGAAUUUGCCACGGUGACCACGAGGAUGGUGUCGCAGAUCAAAACCAAGGGAGCUUUGGCCGCAUCUUUCACCUUCUUCGGGACGUCGUUUCUGUUCAUCACCUCGCACUUCACAUCAGGAGACGGGAAAGUUGUUGAGCGGGUCCUCGACUACAAAAAAAUCAUCGAGGGUCUCCAGCUUCCGAGAAACAUUCCCGACACAAACCCUUAUCGCUCCAAUCCCACGGACGUGACGAGCCGGUUCGAUGAAGUUUUCUGGUUCGGGGACUUCAAUUUCCGUCUGAACAAGGACCGGACGGGAGUGAACGCUAUUCUGCAGCACAAGCUGGGGAAAGACAUGUCUCGCCUGCUGCAGUAUGAUCAGCUGCGCAAAGAGAUGAACGAUGGGUCCAUAUUUAAAGGGUUCCGCGAGGGUGAAAUUCAGUUCCUUCCCACCUACAAGUUUGACGUCGGAUGCGAUGCUUACGACACGACUUCCAAACAGAGAACUCCUUCCUAUACGGACAGAGUGGUUUAUAAAAGCCGCCAUAAAGGUGACAUCCGGGUCGCGAAAUACUCGUCCUGCUCCCGGCUCAAGACUUCGGACCACAGGCCUGUCUUUGGCUUAUUUGAAGUGCGGAUAAGGCCCGGCCGAGACAACAUUCCUCUGGCCGCCGGCCAGUUCGACAGAGAGCUCUACCUGCUGGGGAUAAAAAGGAGAAGUUCUCGGGAACAGCAGAAGCGGCAAGUUGUGAAAAACCAGAAGAACAGCGCGGUCUGCGCGAUCUCCUGACUGCGAUAACGAGAUUCCCCCCAACCAGCAGCCCGGAUGAUGGGCCUUGUCCGCACGCCAUUAACCCGUCCGCUCCCAGUUCCAUGCGGUCGUAAUGGAACCUGUUACUGGCCGCGCGCCGGGGUCCCCAA